AUGGCGGCUCUCUUCUGGAGGGUCAAAGGUCAAGGGAAAAAGGCUAUCGAUUGUCUGCGGCAAGCGCUCAACUAUGCCCCCCACCACAUGAAGGACGUGCCUCUCAUCAGCCUCGCCAACAUCUUCCAGAAUGCACGUCUGUGGGAGGACGCCCUGACAGUGGCGCGCAUGGCAGUGGAGAUCGCCCCGCACUUCGUUGUCAACCACUUCACCCUCGCCAACGUCUACAUCGCCAUGGAGGAGUUCGAGAAGGCCAUGCGCUGGUACGAGUCCACGCUAAAGCUGCAGCCUGAGUUUGCACCCGCCAAAGACCGCCUCCGGACCAUCCAGUGCUACCUGCUCACCAAGAGGGACCGUCGGCAGCCCUGA
Knipowitschia caucasica is the source of this 369-nucleotide messenger RNA. NCBI's taxonomy places the organism in Eukaryota, Metazoa, Chordata, Actinopteri, Gobiiformes, Gobiidae. The record is from the annotation of a GenBank genome assembly.